This is a messenger RNA of Sceloporus undulatus (fence lizard), 972 nucleotides long. RefSeq lists its product as uncharacterized. Gene Ontology annotation, biological process: lipid metabolic process. Gene Ontology annotation, molecular function: oxidoreductase activity, acting on the CH-CH group of donors. The transcript has 5 exons. Lineage: Eukaryota; Metazoa; Chordata; Lepidosauria; Squamata; Phrynosomatidae. The record is from RefSeq and is a predicted model, not a curated record. The coding region runs from base 44 to 823 and encodes 259 amino acids. Gene Ontology annotation, cellular component: membrane.
UCCGACGCAGCAGACAUUCCAGAGUACUGUAGAGUGGGGUUCCAUGGGGCUGGCGGGUCCUGUGUGGCUGCUGGGCGGCGUGGCCCUGGCCCUGCAGUGGGCCUUGUGGGUGCUGGCGGCAGCCUUGCGCACCGAGAAGUUCUACGACUUAGCCGGGAGUGGGACAUUCAUCCUACUGGCACACCUAAGCCUCAGAUGGGGCAACACCCAGCAUCCUCGGCAGCAAGUCCAAACAGGGCUAGUGACUAUCUGGGGUCUGAGGCUGGGCCUUUUCCUCUUCCUACGGAUCUUGAAGGAGGGGCGCGACAGACGAUUCCAUGGUGUAAGAGACCACCCAGGCACUUUUUUUGUUUACUGGACAAUGCAAGGUGUCUGGGUAUUUAUAACACUUCUCCCUACUCUACUGCUAAAUCUGGAGAAACGUGAAAAGCCUCUGGGAUUUUGGGAUUACCUUGGAUGGAGCACCUGGGCAGUAGGGUUCAUUGUAGAGGCUGUAGCUGACCAACAGAAGUGGCACUUCAGAAGCAAUCCUGAUAAUGCAGGGAAGUUUAUUCAGAGCGGCCUGUGGGCAUAUAGUCGCCACCCCAACUACCUAGGGGAGAUUGUCCUGUGGACAGGACUCUUUGUGUCAGCCACAUCGGUGCUACGUGAGUGGCAAUACAUCAGCAUCGUCUCACCACUGCUUGUGUGGUACUUGCUUAAUUACGUCAGUGGGAUUCCACUGCUAGAGAAAGCAGCCAUGAAGAGAUGGGGGAAGGAGGCAGCUUUUCAGGCCUACUUGCAGAAGACACCUAUACUGUGGCCUGUUGGUUUCAGGCAAUAGAACACAAGGCAGUCCUAGCAUGGAGACCACCUUAUACUACACCUCCUGCAGUACGUGUUUAGUCAGCCAGUUGUUCAUAUUCUUGGAGCAGCCUAACUCCAAUGUGUGUUGAAAAUCUAUAAAGUGAAAUACAUCAGGGUGUACAAAUA